CCAAAGAAACCUCAUUGACCACUCAAAAUCAAGCUCUACUCUGCACUUCACCUCACACAACCCAAGCUCAAAAGUAAACCAAAUUCACCUCUCACUUUACUCUUCUUCGCCCCUACCUCUCUCUCUUUUCUCUCCACAGAAUCCAUGGUUUAUCUCUUGGUGACUUAAAUUUAUUACCUUUCUCUAUUUUACUCAAAACCCAUUCAUUGCAUCAACCCAAGAUCCACUCCUCCUCAACAUCACCAUCACCACACUUCCUCCUAUCUGUCUUCAGGUCUGUGCAUGUAUGUAGGACGGACUGUGCAUGAAAGCAAGUGCGAGAGAGAAGAUAUGAUGGAGGAUAGCAUCAAACGAUGAAGAAAGAUUUCUGGGCCUUUCUCAUUCGGCUCAAAGCUCCGAUCUUUACCAGAGUUUCAUGUCUUCGAGAUCCAAAGGUUUGGUGUUGAGAAAGUGGAAUUAUAUUAGGGAAAAUGAUGGUUGGUUAUGUGGGAGUUGAAAUAUAAUAUUAAGGGCUGUCUCACUGUCUGUGGUUUUGGAAGUUGGGAAAAGUACAUAUCUGAUGGUUGUUUGGGGGCUCUGAAAUCGUGAGGUUUAGUAUAGUUGCCUUGUGCUUGGUGAGGGGAUAGCGCCGUCCCGGUUCAGUAAUUGCCUGUCCACAUUUUGUUCACCUUCAAUGUCAAUUAAAUACAGUGGUACCUUAUCUCUGUAGUGUUAUUUAUUUCAAGAAACUGAGCUCAAAAAGAUUCAGAGACAUUUUCAUCAAUUUCAGAUAUAGUGUUUAUGGUUAGAAGGUUUGGGGUUUGAUUUCUGAAUAAGUGAACACUUUUUCUGGAAGUUUUGAUUUCUGUGUAAACGGAAGGGGGGUUGAGGUUUUGAGGAAACAAGAUGUCAAUUUCCUGCAAGGAUGGUAAGUCAGCCGUGGACGGCAAAUAUGUCCGCUACACACCUGAGCAGGUUGAAGCCCUUGAGAGGGUGUAUCAUGAGUGCCCCAAACCCAGUUCUAUGCGUCGUCAGCAGCUGAUUCGUGAAUGCCCUAUUCUCUCCAAUAUUGAGCCUAAGCAAAUCAAAGUUUGGUUUCAAAAUCGAAGAUGCAGGGAGAAACAGAGGAAAGAAGCCUCAAGGCUUCAAGCUGUGAAUAGGAAGCUGACAGCUAUGAACAAACUGUUAAUGGAGGAGAAUGAUAGAUUGCAGAAGCAAGUUUCUCAACUGGUGUAUGAAAAUAGCUAUUUCCGUAGGCAAACACAAAGUACGGGACUUGCUACGAAGGACACCAGUUGUGAAUCAGUGGUGACUAGUGGUCAACACCAGUUGACACCUCAGCAUCCUCCCAGGGAUGCUAGUCCUGCAGGGCUUUUGUCCAUUGCAGAAGAGACUUUAACAGAGUUUCUUUCAAAGGCCACUGGAACUGCUGUUGAGUGGGUCCAAAUGCCUGGAAUGAAGCCUGGUCCGGAUUCCAUUGGAAUCAUUGCUAUUUCUCAUGGUUGCACUGGCGUGGCAGCAAGAGCUUGUGGCUUAGUUGGUCUUGAGCCUUCAAGGGUUGCAGAAAUCCUCAAGGAUCGACCUUCUUGGUACCGAGACUGCCGAGCUGUUGAUGUUGUAAAUGUGCUGCCAACUGCCAAUGGUGGAACCAUUGAACUUCUAUACAUGCAGCUUUAUGCUCCAACUACUUUGGCACCUGCUCGUGACUUUUGGUUGUUGCGCUUUACUUCUGUCAUGGAAGAUGGAAGUCUUGUGGUAUGUGAAAGAUCACUCGGUAAUGUACAAAAUGGUCCAAGCAUGCCACCGGUGCAGAACUUUGUUAGAGCAGAAAUGCUGCCGAGUGGGUACUUGAUAAGACCCUGUGAUGGUGGGGGGUCAAUUAUCCAUAUUGUAGAUCAUAUGAACGUAGAGGCAUGGAGUGUGCCAGAAGUGUUGCGCCCGCUAUAUGAAUCCUCAGCGGUGCUUGCUCAGAAGACAACAAUGGCUGCUCUGCGCCAAUUGAGACAGAUAGCUCAAGAGGUUUCUCAGACUAAUGUUACCAACUGGGGAAGGCGACCUGCAGCUUUACGAGCACUGAGCCAUAGAUUGAGCAGGGGUUUUAACGAGGCUCUGAAUGGGUUUACUGAUGAGGGGUGGUCAUUGCUUGGUAACGAUGGCAUGGAUGAUGUCACUAUCCUUGUUAACUCUUCUCCCGACAAACUAAUGGGCUUAAACCUCAGCUACACAAAUGGAUUUACAUCUAUAAGCAACGCAGUCUUGUGUGCAAAAGCUUCAAUGCUUCUGCAGAAUGUGCCUCCUGCAGUACUUCUCAGAUUUCUUCGGGAGCAUAGGUCAGAAUGGGCAGACAAUAACAUUGAAGCUUAUUCAGCUGCAGCUGUUAAAGUGGGUCCUUGCAGCUUACCAGGGGCUCGUAUCUGUAACUUCGGGGGCCAAGUCACACUCCCACUGGCUCACACCAUCGAGCAUGAAGAGUUGCUGGAGGUUAUUAAAUUCGAAGGAAUUGGCCAUUCUCCUGAAGAUGCAAUGAUGCCAAGGGACAUGUUUCUGUUACAACUAUGCAGUGGAAUGGAUGAGAAUGCUGUUGGCACCUGUGCCGAGCUAAUAUUUGCUCCUAUCGAUGCAUCUUUUGCCGAUGAUGCACCUCUCCUUCCUUCCGGUUUUCGCAUCAUUCCCCUCGACUUUGGAAAGGAGUCUUCCAGCCCGAAUCGCACCCUCGAUCUCACUUCUGCUCUCGAGACUGGGACAGCCGAGAAUAAAGUGCUAAAUGACCUCAACACCAAUAACGGUGCUGCGAGAUCUGUGAUGACUAUUGCUUUUCAAUUUGCGUUUGAAAGUCACAUGCAGGAGAAUGUUGCCGCAAUGGCUCGUCAAUAUGUGCGAAGCAUUAUCUCUUCUGUUCAGAGGGUAGCAUUAGCGCUUUCUCCUUCUCACUUGGGCUCCCAUGGUGGACUGCGCCUUCCCUUGGGGACUCCUGAGGCACAUAUUAUUGCUCGCUGGAUUUGCCAAAGUUACAGGUGUUAUUUGGGCGUCGAGCUACUUAAAUCCACCGGUGAAGGAAACGAAUCAAUUCUGAAAACUCUAUGGAAUCACUCGGAUGCUAUUGUUUGCUGCUCCGCAAAGGCACUGCCAGUUUUCACGUUCGCAAACCAGGCUGGUCUCGACAUGCUUGAAACAACGUUGGUUGCACUUCAAGAUAUCACUUUGGAAAAGAUAUUUGAUGAUCACGGGAGAAAAAGUCUCUGUUCCGAGUUCCCACAGAUUAUGCAACAGGGAUUUGCUUGUCUCCAAGGCGGGAUAUGCAUGUCAAGCAUGGGCAGGCCAGUUUCGUACGAGAGAGCAGUGGCAUGGAAAGUUCUGAAUGAAGAAGAAAGCGCGCAUUGCAUCUGCUUUAUGUUCAUAAACUGGUCUUUCGUCUAAUAAGUUUGUUAGUGUUGUUACCCGGGGAUCGGAUCUAUCUGUACGAAUAUUACCCUGACUUAAGAACCUCUAAUGGCUUCGUCUUCCUCGUCUUUUGUGUAAGUUUGUAACCCAGGAAUCAUCAGGAUACAGGACAAGAACCUCUUGAACCACCUUUUGUUUGCUCUCUGAUCUGGUGCAUGCUUGAAUGUUAGUAUGAACUAUCUGUUUGAGAACCUUUGUUACAUGUUCUUUUGCUAGUAAUUGCUAUUGUUAUCCCCUA
This is a messenger RNA of Ipomoea triloba (trilobed morning glory), 3658 nucleotides long. RefSeq names its product homeobox-leucine zipper protein ATHB-15-like. Gene Ontology annotation, molecular function: lipid binding; DNA-binding transcription factor activity; DNA binding. NCBI's taxonomy places the organism in Eukaryota, Viridiplantae, Streptophyta, Magnoliopsida, Solanales, Convolvulaceae. The record is from RefSeq and is a predicted model, not a curated record. The coding region runs from base 886 to 3396 and encodes 836 amino acids. The transcript is spliced from 18 exons.